AUGACUUCUCGCCAGAACAACCCCGCCGCUGCAGGACUCGCCAACCUCAGCCGCCACUUCAACCUAGCUCGCUUCUUCGAGCAACCUUCUUCUUCCGAGAUUCGUCCUCGAUCUCGAAUUCCUGUCUUUUCUCGUCCUCCGGUCGUCGUCAUCCCAGCGACACCAUCCACUCUUUCACCAAAGUCUCCCUCUUCCAAGACGGAGGCUUCCAUUCUCAAACACGUCGAGCGUCUUCGCAAGGUUAAGGCCGCCCAGUCUACCUACAAGACCUCGGUGUUCAAGGCAGUGUCGAAGCCCGCCCAGCCCAGACCUGUCUCCCGACCAGCUUCCCGCGUACCCUCUUCAUCCUCCUCUUCAGGAGUGUCGUCGUCCUCUUCGCGUUCUGCCCGAACCGAAGAUUCGAUCAACGCACACAUCCAGAGGGUCGCGAAGGCAAGAGCAAAGUCGCCCGCUUCUGCUCGGUCGUCACCCGCGACAUCCCGGAAAGUGACGCCAAUUCAGCCUCUUCUUAUCAAGAAGCAGGCUCGAGCCACCGUCAACCUCGCCGAGGUUGACAACGACCUGGCUCGACUUUCUGUCGCACCCCUCGCAGUCAAAGCCUCGAAGCCCGAGGUCCCUGUCCUUCGAUCAUGCCUACGGUCGUCGACAGCUGCGAGAAGCACCAAGCCACGCCAAGUGCGCUUCGUGGACUACGGCGGUUGGAACAUCCACGGCGUUAAGGCAUUCAUCCCGGACUCUGCUCCGAAUUCUUUCGUUAGCCUUUCCGACGUCGAUUUGUUGCAACCGACGCAGUCGGGUCGGCAACGGGGCCCCGUCUACGACGGGAACUAUUCUCUGGCCAAGCCAGGCCAUGAGAUCCGUUGGCCACCCCCAACGCAUGAUGGCGAGGUUUUCGAAGGAUAUGAAGGGUAUCCCCCACAAUCCUGCCGCGCUUGCGCAAUGGCAGCCUCCAAGGGAACCCCGACCACUCGAUACCACGCCAACAUGCAGUCGAUCUGGUGCGGUGAGUGUCUUUCUGAUCCAGGCAGAAGACCUUACUUCGUCCCAGCUCUCGACCUCGAUGGCGAUGAUUCUCUCGACCGAUGCCCCGGCGGGAAACACAAUCACCAUCACCAAACCUGCCAGUAUUUCACGUCUGCCUACAAGGCAAACGUGAACUGGCUCUACGCUCAUUACCCUGAGCGCUACGACCAAUGCGACGCUGUCCUGGCCGAUUGA
Molecule: messenger RNA, 1218 nt
Organism: Drepanopeziza brunnea f. sp. 'multigermtubi' MB_m1
Lineage: Eukaryota; Fungi; Ascomycota; Leotiomycetes; Helotiales; Drepanopezizaceae
Source: RefSeq, a predicted model, not a curated record